AGUAUGCAGCAGGAACCUAAGCCACGCGUCCGUGAGGACAAGUAUCGCCCACUGAAGGCAGCAGAGGCCGGCUUAUAUACAGGGGAGAUUAAGGGCAGGCUGUGCGCAUUGGUCCGUGCGCAGCUGGUCCGUGCACAGCAUGCCGACGCGGCCCCGGGGGCCGGUGAGUCAGAGCGGCUGUGUCAGCGGAGCCCGAGCUGUGCCGUCCCUAGGGCAGCAGAGGCCGGCUUAUAUACAGGGGAGAUUAAGGGCAGGCUGUGCGCAUUGGUCCGUGCGCAGCUGGUCCGUGCACAG
Molecule: messenger RNA, 294 nt
Organism: Postia placenta MAD-698-R-SB12
Lineage: Eukaryota; Fungi; Basidiomycota; Agaricomycetes; Polyporales; Adustoporiaceae
Exons: 3
Source: RefSeq, a predicted model, not a curated record